CAAAAAACACCCCUCAUAUAAUAAAUUUUUUUUUUUUUCUUCCCCUCAUCAUCAUCUUCAUCAUCCGGAUCUCUCCCAUAAUUAGGGUUUUUUUCUCCAUCUAAAAAUCACAAUUAUAUUUACGUAUUUCAAAUUUCAAUAAUCAAUUAAAAAAGUAGAAAGAUGUACGGAUUCGAAGCAAUGACGUUUAACAUCCAUGGCGGAUACCUUGAAGCGAUCGUAAGGGGACACAGAUCUGGAUUGCUGACCGCUGCUGAUUACAAUAAUCUCUGCCAGUGUGAAUCUCUUGAUGAUAUCAAGAUGCAUCUUUCCGCCACCGAAUACGGUCCUUAUCUUCAAAACGAGCCUUCACCAUUGCAUACAACUACGAUUGUCGAGAAAUGCACUCUUAAGUUGGUUGAUGAGUAUAAGCAUAUGUUAUGUCAAGCUACCGAGCCUCUUUCAACCUUCCUAGAGUACAUAACAUAUGGUCAUAUGAUCGACAAUGUCGUCCUGAUUGUUACUGGAACAUUGCAUGAGAGAGAUGUUCAGGAACUGUUAGAGAAAUGCCACCCUUUGGGAAUGUUUGACAGCAUUGCUACCCUGGCAGUUGCUCAGAAUAUGCGCGAGCUUUAUAGAUUGGUUCUUGUGGAUACACCACUGGCUCCAUACUUUUCCGAGUGCAUCACAUCAGAGGAUUUGGAUGAUAUGAACAUUGAGAUAAUGAGAAAUACUUUGUAUAAGGCAUAUCUUGAGGAUUUCUACCGCUUUUGCCAGAAACUUGGUGGUGCUACUGCUGAAAUCAUGUCUGAUCUCCUAGCAUUUGAGGCUGACAGGAGAGCUGUCAAUAUCACCAUAAACAGCAUUGGAACAGAGCUUACCCGAGAUGAUCGUAGGAAGCUGUAUUCUAGCUUUGGUUUACUAUACCCGUAUGGCCAUGAGGAACUUGCUGUUUGCGAGGAUAUAGAUCAGGUUCGUGGUGUGAUGGAGAAAUACCCUCCUUAUCAACCGAUAUUCUCAAAGUUGUCUUACGGAGAGAGCCAGAUGCUUGAUAAGGCAUUCUAUGAAGAGGAAGUAAAGCGACUCUGCUUAUCUUUUGAGCAGCAGUUCCACUAUGGUGUAUUCUUUGCAUACAUGCGGCUGAGGGAACAGGAGAUCAGGAAUUUGAUGUGGAUAUCAGAGUGUGUGGCACAGAACCAGAAAUCCAGAGUUCAUGACAGUGUGGUGUUCAUAUUCUAGCUGGGAACAGGUGCAAUAUUUAUAUGUAUAUUCAUAUACUGCUAUUCAAUCGCUUGCGCCCUCCAGAGUGCAUGCAGAUUGUCUCAAAAUAAGGUUCUUGUGUAUGUUAAAUUUUUGUUGUUCAGGAGAGUUCAUGUACUUACUCGUCAUAAAUUGCUUUACUAAACAGUGACUUGGCAUUUUAA
Erigeron canadensis is the source of this 1403-nucleotide messenger RNA. RefSeq names its product V-type proton ATPase subunit d2. Gene Ontology annotation, biological process: proton transmembrane transport; vacuolar transport; vacuolar acidification. Gene Ontology annotation, molecular function: proton-transporting ATPase activity, rotational mechanism. Bases 163 to 1218 code for a protein of 351 amino acids. The record is from RefSeq and is a predicted model, not a curated record. Gene Ontology annotation, cellular component: vacuolar proton-transporting V-type ATPase complex; proton-transporting V-type ATPase, V0 domain. The transcript has 10 exons. NCBI's taxonomy places the organism in Eukaryota, Viridiplantae, Streptophyta, Magnoliopsida, Asterales, Asteraceae.